GAGUUAGUGCGCAUGCGCCAUUGGCGGCGAAAGGCAUCAUGGUAGUGUGAGUUAGGAAUUAAUGACAACAUUUAUGACACGGUUGGUUUCUACCAUUGAAAUGUACGUUUAUGUGCCUACAUUUCCUAUGCUACAUGCCCUUAAACUUAAUCUCAUUUAAGCGGAUUUGUAACGGCUGCUUAAUUUCUGUGGUUAUCGGAAUUCUGGGACUUGCAGUUCUUACACGCAGCGGCUUAGCUAAGCUACACUUGCACGCUAGUUUGCUCGCCAUGUGGAGCAGCCUGCAGUAAACUUUCCAACCUCAAACUAGCUGUGUGCGGUUUUGUCAGUCGUCAUGUCGUUUUGUUUUAACUUCGAUGUUCCAGCACUAACAACAAACCUGGACGACGCGGGUGGAAAUGGCCUGCAAAAGGGAAAGAAAGACAAUGCUGCAAAACCUAUGGAGGAGAAUACCAAUCUAGCAGAGCCGGUGAAAGAAGCCAAAGAGCACCUUCUACCAUCUGACCCACAGCUCCUUCUCAUGGAUGCUGUCACUGAAACAGUUACCAUAGGAACUCUUCCUCCUCUUCAUUUCCUCAACGAGACAGUUUUUGAAAAGACGGCGUCUGAGAGAGAAGACGGGGAGAAAAUUCUUUCUCGCACUGCGGAGCAGAGGUCUGAUCUCAUCUCUGGCGUUUACGAGGGAGGGCUGAAGGUGUGGGAGUGCACGUACGACCUUCUGGAGCUGAUUGAGAAAGACGGAGAGACCUUUGGGGGGAAGGCAGUUUUGGAUUUGGGCUGUGGUGCGGGCCUGUUGGGGAUAUUGGCCUUGAGGAGAGGAGCCAGGCAGGUCCACUUUCAAGAUUAUAACAGUACAGUUAUUGAACAGCUCACGGUGCCAAAUGUAAUACUUAACUGCCAGGAGGAGGAUGAAGGAGAGAGUGAAGAUGAUGAAGAAGGGAAGAGCAAGGGAAAAAUACAGGCGGAAGAUGGCAUCCCACCACCUAAGAAGAGAGCUGUAGACCAAUCCAAGCACCUAUUACAAGCCAAGUGUCGUUUUUUCUCUGGUGACUGGAGCACAUUUAUUGCGUUGGUUACAAAGGAGCUCCCACAACCCAAAUAUGACAUUAUAUUCACCUCGGAGACCAUCUACAACACUGCAUACUACCCUUCAUUACAUGAGACCCUCCACAAACUGCUGGCCCCAGGUGGUCUAGUCUAUCUCGCCACCAAAUCCCACUACUUUGGUGUAGGUGGUGGACUGCACCUGUUUGAGACGUUUGUGGAGCAGAGGGGUAUUUUCUCUUUGGAUCACCUGUGGGAUGGGGAAGAAGGACUUCAGAGACACGUAGUGGUCCUACGUUUUAAAAUGGCAAAGUGACACAAAUGAAUAAGUAAAGCAGUCCUGGAUUAAAUAUUCAGCUUUAUUCAUGUAAUAACUGUCAGACUUCUGUGCUGUUUUAAAAAAAAGAUUGGUGAUUACGACACAGUUUAAUACAAAUAAAAAUAUCAGGAUUUCCUCUCAGUAUUCCCUAUGAAAAUGUAUGUCAGAGCAUUAAUGCUAAAACAAGGAAACGCUGUAAUAAAAUAUGCUGUCUCAUCUCCCA
Messenger RNA from Micropterus salmoides (largemouth bass), 1586 nucleotides. RefSeq names its product methyltransferase like 18 (gene mettl18). The record is from RefSeq and is a predicted model, not a curated record. The coding region runs from base 335 to 1360 and encodes 341 amino acids. Gene Ontology annotation, biological process: peptidyl-histidine methylation, to form tele-methylhistidine. Gene Ontology annotation, molecular function: protein-L-histidine N-tele-methyltransferase activity. NCBI's taxonomy places the organism in Eukaryota, Metazoa, Chordata, Actinopteri, Centrarchiformes, Centrarchidae. The transcript has 2 exons.